UGAGUUUGAUGGAUAGAGUUUUUUUAUAUUUAUUACUAUGAAAGCAGCCAAAAGAAUGAAUGGAUGAAUAAGCCGCAGAACAGCAUUUGUUCAAACCACAAUCAAUUUGAGCUGUUAAAUAACAAAACAUAACAAACAACAGCAGCCAAUAUCAGAAGCAACAUCAAUUUUAUCCAUUAUCAAUUGCAGCAAUUAUUUUACAAAUCUAAUUUAAAAUUUCAAUUUGUGUUUGUUCAACCUUAAUUUAGAAGCACUCACAACAUUUAUACAUACAUAUAUUCAGCUAAGCAAAAUGCGCUUUUUAUUAUUAAUAGUAGUUUUAGGCUUUUACACAACCAACGCUGACUAUCAUCAAUCCAGCGUAUCGGUUGGUGUUAAUUUUGCCAAUAUCUCACCCUAUCAGAGCGGCCACGCUAUGGCCGAAUCGCAGACACAAGAUAAAACCCGCAAUCGUCGGAUGUAUGCUUUAUGUCCGCCCGGUUUUCAACGUGUCGGCACCGAAUGUUAUUCGCUUAUUCAUCAGCAUAGCAGUUGGCUAGAGGCGCACUUCUUUUGCAAGGAUAAAAACUCAAAAUUGGCAGAACCAAAAAAAUUUUCAGAUCGUAAAUUAAGAGAAUUUUUACAGAAAGAAGACGCUACGACUCGAGCGAACGAUCCAAUAUGGAUUGGAGCCUCUUAUGAUUGGAUCAACAAAGUGUGGCAAUGGAGCAUAACUGGCCAUAAUUUAACUCAAGAGGCUUACACUCAAAUAGACACCAAAAACAAUGAAAAUAUGGAAAAUCAUUGCGCUGCUUAUGAUCCACACUUACAGUACAGAUGGUCAUCACGCUUAUGUGUCGAUAAACAUCGUUUUAUUUGUCAACAUAAAAUGCCAAAAGUUAGUGAAAAAAAUCGCUAUAAAGUGUACACCCGUUGGAACGCUACAUAUCCGAAUCAAUUGGCCAAUGAGGUAGUAUUGGAAGUAAUCGAUCGUCGGAGUAGAAUUGGCUCGAGAAUCAAUCGCCGUGUAAAAGCUGAAGGUAGCAACGAAGUGAUGCUGGUACCUGUGCGACCUGGCAAUGCAAGACGUCGUCCCCAACUUAUCAAUCCACCUUCUACAAAUGAUGUAAACUACCAAAUACCAUCAACUGUAGCCAGCACACAUCCUAACGAUAUUGUACAUCACAUUAAGCCCACCAAACAACCAAACCAUCGUCCGGCAAUAACUUUAACUGCUCUUAAUAAUGAAAUUAUGGCGCCUGAACCUAAGCCAACAAUAGUACCGGCGCAUUUGGAAGAUGAAAGGCGGAAGCAAAGACAACGUCUGAUAUUGGAUCGCAAAUUGAAACGACAACGUGAGAAAGAGCUCAAGCGUUUGCAACGCAAAAAAGAGCGCCAAGAAAAAAUGCGCCGUGAGAAGCAACAAAGAUUAAGAGAGCAGCGUAAAUUAAGAGACGAGCAAAAACGCAAUCUAAAACUACAACAACAGCAGCGACGAGAACAGCAACAAAGAGAAUUAAAUGAACUAAAGCAAAAAGAGAAUGACUUAGCUCAGGAAAGACAACAAAGAGAACAGCAAUCCCAGCAGCAACAGCAAAUAUUAAGUAAUCUUAGAAGAGAACAUGAAGAAGAGGAAAAGCAACGACAACGUGACGAAGCCGAAGAAGAAAGGCGUAAAGCCUACCUACAAAGAUUAAAAGAACAAGAAGAGCAAGAGAAAGUGCAACGUCAAGAAGUGAAACGUCAGGAAUUCGAAAAACGUUUAAUAGAAGAGCGCAAACAAGAAGAAGAACGUAAAGCUUACGAACAAAAAUUACAUAAAGAGCACGAACAGCGUUUACAGAAAGAGGUGGAUGAUAAAGCUCGACAAUUGGCCGAAGAACAUGAAAGAAAACGUUUACAAGAUGAAGAAAAUCGUCGACGUUUAGAAAUUCAAGAAAAUCAACGACAAGAACAAAUGAAAAACCAAUUGGAUGAAGAAGAGGAACGCUUAAGAUUAGAACGAUUGGAGGAGGAAAGACGUGUGGAAGAGAGAGAAUUGACCCGCUUAAGAGAAGAAAAUAGAAGACGCGAAGAAUUGCAACUUAAAAGAGCGAAAGAAAUUGAACAUUUAGAGGAGCAACAACGAAAAAUAGCCGAAGAAGAAGAACGUAUACAAACGGAAUUGGAAGAAGCUGAACGUCAACGUCAAUUAGAGCAUGAAAGUAAAUUAAAAUUAGCCGAACAAGAGUCCAAAGCCAAAGAGGAGGCCCGUAAACGAGAAGAAGAACGUGAAGAACAAGAACGUGUAAUGAAAUUGGAAAAGGCAAAACGAAUAGCUGAUAAGCGGGCAGAACAAUUGAAAAAUGAGAAACUUAAAAACUACACCGAACGUUUAGCAAAAUUAUCGGAAGAGGAUCAAAAGAAAUUUUUAGAAAUGCGUAAGCUGCGUAGAGCAUUGAAAGAAAAGAAAAUGAAAGAAAUUUUAAAAAAGAAACAACAACUCUCUACGGACAGCAAUAUCAAUAAUGAGGCUUUUAUUGCAAACACCAACCAUGAGUAAGUGGAUGGAUAGAAAACGGAAACAAAAACAAAAACAAAAAAAGGCAAUAUCAAAAAUAGAAUGAGGAAUUUGAGAUCGAGAAAGACAAAAAUGAAGGAAUAUAAAUUGAAAUUUAUGAAAUAGUAAGAGAGAGAGAGAGAAACGCUAUUCUUACGUGUAGAGCAAAAGGACCUUGUAUUAGUUAAAGAAAAACGCCAUUUAAACUGUUUUCUGAGGAAAAUUCGGAAAUUUUUUUUUUUUAACUGAAUUUAAAGAAAAAAAAAAGAAAAGAAUUUAACAAGAAUUCUUUAAAAUAAAAUGCAAAAGAAGAAACAAAAACCAGUGCACAUUUAAAGUAUUAAAGGAUUUACAGAGAGAGCACUAAGAAAAUAUUUAAAUAAAUAAUAAAAGCGA
Glossina fuscipes is the source of this 2914-nucleotide messenger RNA. Its product is annotated as trichohyalin. NCBI's taxonomy places the organism in Eukaryota, Metazoa, Arthropoda, Insecta, Diptera, Glossinidae. The transcript has 6 exons. Bases 293 to 2521 code for a protein of 742 amino acids. The record is from RefSeq and is a predicted model, not a curated record.